AUGGCUCAAGAACUGGAUUCUACUGUCAAUUUCACCCUUGGUCACCACUUGAGGCGUCACUGGAGCCCAACUGGAUUGGAAGCUACACUCUCUGGACCAUCACCACACUCAAUUACACAACUCACCACCAUGACAACACUUCAACACUCAACACCAACAACAAAUUACAUCAUUCACACUACACACAUGCACGUUGCAGGACAACUACAUACUCACAUCAUUAUAGUACAGCUAGACUCACUCUCUCACUCUCAAAUCAACCCUUUAGACCCUUAUAAAACUGGCAAAAGGUUUUUCACAAACACUUUUGAGCUUUACACCGGCACCAAAGCACACUUUCAAGCUGUUGGAAAGUCCAAGCAACACAAAACUCCACUCCCUUCAGCUUCUCCUUAUUCGAAAAGCAAGGAAGUUAAAAGUUCAGCCUCCACGGACGAUUCCAACAAGAAGAUAUUCAUCAACACUGGUGCACUUGUGUUGCGUGAUGAGAAUUUCAAGAAGCUGGCAGCAAAGUACUCUCAUGACAUCGACAUCACUAAUCCGAACCUCUACUCACAGCUCAAGCAAGAACUCUGGGAUUUGUUUUCUUCGGAAUUGAUUCAAAAAUCAAUGAUUACUACCCCUCCUCCAGCUAGCCCACUCGAUCAAAUCACUUUAAGCCAUGGUGAAAGCCGCCUUCCCAAUCUCCGUACCUUACUCGCCUAUAUUUCAAACGCCAAGAAAAAACCCAUCCCUAUCGAUAUCAUUUAUGAAGAGCCUAGUGAAAUCAACACCGACAUUUCUACCCGGAUGUCAAGGUCUUCAAACACUCAGCUCUCUUCUCAAGCUACCUCACAGUCAACUAGCCACCGUUCACUUCAAGAUUCCACCUGCCAACCAGUCACUCGCCAACCAUCCACUCGCCAACUAGCAACUCGCCAGCCUGCCAACCACCAAACCUUGACCCAUGAAUCCGAGCAGUCAAUGAUCAAUCAUAACCUUUUCAGUACUGUCCGCCGAAACCCUGCUGGCCAUAGUCAAAAUUACGGUUUCAAUAAUGAUACAUGGGCCCAUGGUCCAAUUGCUGCUACAGUUCCACGUCGGGGUGUUGCCAGUCUUGAUACCCAGAUUGCACACCUAGGACAGCCAUUGGGCAGAUGUCUUAUAACCAUCAAUCCUGACGGAUGGAUUGUUGCACAGCGCCUGACGUUCAAGAACAAUGACUACAGCUCUAUACAACUUCGUUCAGCAAAUGCGCCUCCAUCGGAACUCAUUGCUACUAGUACUCCAAUUACCAUGUGUAUUGAUAAGAGCUCUCCCAUUGGCCGUGGAAGCAUGCGAGUUGCUUAUCCGGUUAAGAUCAAAACCAACAUUGAUGGCGAUGGGAACUUCAGUAUCACAAACUUUGUUGCAAAAGAGCGAUUCAUUGAUCCACACCCUUCAAUUUCCAAUCAUGCAACUGAUUCUUGGAUGUAUCAAGCUUGUGGGCUCCUUCUUCAAGAAUUCAAAAACGUUAUUUCAAUCAAUACGGAUCCAAAUCUAUCCCCUCAAAUACGCCAAAAAGCUGCUGCCUUCAAUAUGGUUCGUCACUGUGUUGUAGUGACUGGAAACAAAGACAUUCCAUCCGAAAUCUAUUUUAUAGAAGCGGUUCUUCGGGGACACUAUGUGAAAUACUCGAGUAAUGUCAACUUUGCCAUCACGAGGAACCAGACUGGGAUGGAUAUUGAAAAUUUGGAAAUUAUGAAUGCGUUCACUCAUUGGUCCUAUCAACGGUGCAACCAUUACGAGACACGUACUUGUAAUGGCCCGUAUUGUACUUUCAAAGUUUGCAAUUCCACGGAAUCAACAUCUGACAUUCAGCACUCCUACGGGUACUGCCAACAGGACCCCCAGGAGCCCCUCUUGAACCCCCAGGAGGCCGGAUCCCUGUUUUUUGUGUUAGGAUUGUUAUCGGGCCUUCGGAACCGGGCCGGGACCCUUGGAUUCCACUCGGAACGGUCGGGUAGGACCCCAGCCGGUCCCUACACCCCUUCAACGGCCUUGGGUCGGUCGUUGUCGGACGACCGUUCACUUGGAUUCUCCUGUGUGGCUGUCGGCCACUACCAUCAACAAUGGUGGUGGCCGACAGGCAAGAGGGAGGUAGCUAAAGCGAACCGAUUGCGAUCGGGUGGAUCGCUUGUCACCUGUGUGCCUGUCGGUCACUACCAUCAACUAGGCAAGAGGGAGGUAGCUAAAGCGAACCAAUUGCAAUCGGCUGGAUCGCUUGUCACCUGUGUGGUAGCUAAAGCGAACCGAUUGCGAUUGGCUGGACCGCUUGUCACCUGUGUGGUAGCUAAGCAAACCGAUUGCGAUCAGCUGGACCGCUUGUCACCUCCCCCUAGCCCCCCCGGGGCUCCAUCAAGCGCAAAACCCACCUACAGACCCCCAACACAAGAGCAACCCAAGAAACGCCCUAGAGCCCCCCAGGCCCGCUCUGAGUGCCCCAGUGACGCUCUAGAGUCCCCCAGACACGCGCCAAGCGCGCAGAAAACCCCUGAGGCACUACUACAGGCCCCAUACCUUCCAUCUCGUCAAUCUACCCGGGUUGUGACUCCUGUAAAAUCUCAUUCAAACUACAUUUGCCCCAAUGAUGAUGCUCGUCGAUCCCUUCAAAAACGAAAGCAAAAUGUUGGUCGGGCAAAUGUGGGACAAUCUUCGUCUCAGUUGCAGAGUCAGAACACCCCAAAAAGAAAGAAACACCAACAACUUUCAUGCUCAUCAACAUCCACUGAUGGUGUGCCAACCACCACCACAAAAUCUCGCAAGAGGACUUACAAAAAACGUCACCGUUCCCCCACCACUGACACUGAGGCCGAUGAGGGCAUCCGCUUCAUGGAUCUUGCUCAAGACUCCGACGAGGAAAACACAAAAAUAAAAAAAACACGAGGAAAGAAAGUGUGUAAUUUUGACAGCAUUGAGGAAUUCUUCAAUCCUCCACAAUAUGGAAAGGAUCAAACUACUGGAGUGAAGCUCUAUUACAGUUGCAAAUGGUGCACUGGGCUGUUCAAGAGUGGCGAGCAGAGCAAAUCAAACCUCACCAAGCACCGUGAUGGUGAUGCAAGUCGGAAUCCUUGCUCAGGAAGAACAGACGCCAUCAGAAACAGAGCUCAGUUACCAGUUACCUUCAAAGAACAAAACAUUGAAAAGCGGCAAGGACAGACCUUAGAAAAGUAUGUGGCCAGUGCUACUUUUGACAACCACGUUUUGAAUCAGAUCCUUGUCAUGUGGCUUGUACUCUCGGCACUCCCUUGGACCCGUAUUGAGGACAAACUGCUUUGGAUCUCCUUCAACUAUGCUUGA
Puccinia graminis f. sp. tritici CRL 75-36-700-3 is the source of this 3318-nucleotide messenger RNA. RefSeq names its product alphaK I25. The transcript has 16 exons. The record is from RefSeq and is a predicted model, not a curated record. The coding region runs from base 1 to 3318 and encodes 1105 amino acids. Gene Ontology annotation, biological process: protein phosphorylation. Lineage: Eukaryota; Fungi; Basidiomycota; Pucciniomycetes; Pucciniales; Pucciniaceae. Gene Ontology annotation, molecular function: ATP binding; protein serine/threonine kinase activity.